Phanerochaete carnosa HHB-10118-sp is the source of this 1960-nucleotide messenger RNA. RefSeq lists its product as uncharacterized. Gene Ontology annotation, biological process: endoplasmic reticulum to Golgi vesicle-mediated transport; retrograde vesicle-mediated transport, Golgi to endoplasmic reticulum. Lineage: Eukaryota; Fungi; Basidiomycota; Agaricomycetes; Polyporales; Phanerochaetaceae. The transcript is spliced from 6 exons. The record is from RefSeq and is a predicted model, not a curated record. The coding region runs from base 124 to 1764 and encodes 546 amino acids. Gene Ontology annotation, cellular component: COPII-coated ER to Golgi transport vesicle; endoplasmic reticulum membrane; Golgi membrane.
GCGACCCGCCUUGAAGUGCUCGGUCGUGGUGAUCAGCUCUCAUAUUCUCCUUUGCCAUCCUCAGGCUCCUCUCUCCGCUCGCCACUGUGGUCGACCUCGAUCAACGCUGCGACAAAACCGGCCAUGGCAGCAGUAGACCGAGCAGACUCGCCGUCACUGCUUGACAAACUUGACAAUCUCGUGUCUACACCGAUCGCCGAAUUCGAUGCCUUCCCCAAGCUGCCCUCGACAUACAAGGCGCGGUCUGAGGGCCGUGGCUUUCUCACCGUAUUCGUUACCUUCAUGGCAUUCCUGCUGGUUCUGAACGACCUAGGGGAGUACAUCUGGGGUUGGCCAGACCACGAGUUCAGCGUAGACCGGGACAGGUCCAGCGACCUGCGCAUCAAUGUGGAUAUGCUAGUCAAUAUGCCGUGCCAAUAUCUGAGUGUCGAUUUGCGCGACGCUGUUGGCGAUAGGCUAUACCUUAGUGAUAGUUUCCGUCGGGACGGCACACUGUUUGACAUUGGUCAAGCAACAGCUUUGAAGGAGCAUGCCGCUGCGCUUUCGGCAAGGCAGGUUGUUACUCAGUCGAGAAAAUCUCGAGGUUUGUUCGCGACCCUUUUCCGCCGUAACUCUGGUGGUUUUCGCCCUACCUACAACUACAAGCCGUCGGGCAGUGCAUGCAGAGUCUACGGAUCGGUCGCUGUCAAGAAAGUGACAGCUAACCUGCACGUCACUACUCUGGGCCAUGGCUACGCUAGUCGUCAACAUGUGGAUCACAACCUCAUGAAUCUGUCUCAUGUUAUCACAGAGUUCUCCUUUGGACCCUACUUCCCUGACAUAACACAGCCUCUCGAUAACUCGUUUGAGCUUACAGAAGACUCCUUCGUCUCUUAUCAAUACUACCUCCAUGUCGUUCCAACAACAUACAUCGCGCCACGGUCACGUCCACUUCACACGCAUCAAUACAGCGUAACGCAUUACACACGUGUAUUGAAACAUAACAACGGCAUUCCCGGGAUCUUCUUCAAGUUCGAUGUUGACCCGAUGAGCCUCACGAUUCAUCAGCGUACGACUAGCCUUUUGCAGCUGCUGAUACGAUGUGUCGGUGUUGUCGGGGGUGUGUUCGUAUGCAUGGGCUAUGCAGUGCGCAUCACAACGCAUGCAGUGGAAGCCGUCACCGGUAGUGACAAGACGCAGGGCAUCGUCGCUGCUGAGGCAACGGGUGCUGGCCGCAAGAAAUGGAUGAGUGGCGAGCUGCGUUCGCGCGGGACCAGGCACAGUGGCAGCGGGUGGACGGCCGACGGUGGCAGUCCUUAUGGUAGCUACGCCGGCACACCUGUUACAGGUAGCUUCUCCAACGUCGGCUCACCGUACGGUUCUCCAAGUUUGUACGGCGCCAACGACGCAGCGGCGCCUGGCGCCCAACGUCCCGGAUACGGCUUGGGCAUCGGUUCCCCGUCAUUUGGACCGAACGCAUCGCCUAAAAUCCCUCAUGGCGCACCCGGGAACAUACCAGCCGCUGCUGCUGCAGGCUCUCCCUACUCUGCCCCACCUUCGCCCUACAUGCCGGCGGCAUCACCUCCGACCACGGCAGGACUCUAUGCCCACUUCCCACCCACGCUACAUGCCCACGACGGCACCAAUGGGACCGGGCAUCCACACAGUCCAGGGCAGAGCCCAUCAAACUUCUCCACUCAGCAAGGAGCUGCACCGCCUCGUCGAGAGAAUGGGAUGCGGCAUUCCAUGAAUGGGAGUCUGGGAGCGACAAAGAAGGAUGAUUGAUUUUAUUUCACCUUGAUAUCUGGGACUGCAUCAUCAUCCCCCCUUGAUUGUCGUGCAGGCAUCUGUUGGAAAAGAUUUUCUCACCGCUGGACGUCGUAGACGUCGGAAUUGUAACGCUAUUCUAUGAAUUCAUGGCUCUUGCAUUCGUAAUGCGCCGUUUGAAUCCUAUUGCGUGAUGCAUGGUGCAGUGACGAGC